This is a messenger RNA of Octopus sinensis (East Asian common octopus), 3749 nucleotides long. Its product is annotated as contactin-like. Gene Ontology annotation, molecular function: protein binding. Lineage: Eukaryota; Metazoa; Mollusca; Cephalopoda; Octopoda; Octopodidae. The transcript is spliced from 22 exons. The record is from RefSeq and is a predicted model, not a curated record. The coding region runs from base 237 to 3749 and encodes 1170 amino acids. Gene Ontology annotation, biological process: cell-cell adhesion.
GACAUUCCUGGUUUACAAGUGGCCUCCUUAGUGUUUCCAAAGAUUCCACGAUCACUUGGAAAGACGGAACCAACUUUACCGGUGUGUCCUCUGAUUGGUGGAAUGAAGACACUGCAGACAGAACCAAUCACCUGAUCUAUUCCUAUAAGGGUGAUACUUAUAAAUGGAACCUCGCAGAAACAUCUUUAGAGGCAGCUUAUAUUUGUGAAAUCGAUCGUGCUGAGGCUUUUCGAAUCAUGGUGGAAUCACGUGGGAUUGACUAUGGAACAAACUACAGUAAUCCGAAUGAUAUUCCGAGAGGACCAGAGAUUAUUAAAGAGCCAGAAGACUUGGUGAUCGUAACGGGAGAAAGCUCCGCUUUUAUUGAAUGCAUUGCCAUGGGUAACCCGAAACCGACCUACAAAUGGUAUCGUGAGGUGUUUACAAGAGAAGAGGUUUCCUGGAAAAUCGACACACGCUAUACAACAACCAACGGUCGACUCACCAUCUCCAAUCCAGUCGAUCAAUUAGAUACAGGGGACUACCAGUGUGAGGCAAGCAACAAGUUUGGCUCGGUCUUAAGUAGAAUUGUACAGGUCUCUUUCGGAGUGCUUAGUGAAUUUCCCUCAGAUGAUAUCAUACCGCAAAAUGUCCGGGCCGAGACGGGAGCAGUGUUCCAGUGCCCACAAUUACACUAUAAACCUGAAGUAGUUUACAGAUGGUAUAAAGACGAACCGUGGAACUUCGUCUCGUCCAAGAGAUUUCCAAACAUUUUCCUGUCCAGAAACGGGAAACUUUAUUUCUCCGAGCUAACUUCUGCCGAUACCGGUUUGUAUUACUGUCUGGCUAGCCUUGCACCCGACCUCCAUUCAAGACUGAGUUCUGACAGUGGGGCGGUUAUGGUCAGUAUGCCGACUCCUGUUGUUGUCAAAGACAAUGCUGCUGCCAUGAGAAAUCCGGUCAUUCACAAUGACUUCAUUGCUAUCUUCCCCACAUCGGUUCUGCUAGGCGAAACCAUUUCUAUGGAAUGUAUGGCGUUUGGAAGCGAACCCCUCAAAUAUCACUGGACCCGGGAGAACAAAGGUAUGCCUGACCGAACUACUUUCUAUAGCAACAACAGAGAACUUCGUAUAUCAGAUGUGAAGCUUGGUGAUAGUGGUAUCUAUACGUGUCACGUGAGAAGUGGAUACACGUGGAUGUCUACGAGAAAAUCUGCUUACCUGAAGAUAGAAGCUAAACCUACGACAGUCUAUCCACUGAAAAGUCGACUCAUAGACAAAGGAAGUAAUGUAACGUGGCGAUGUAUGGUGAUAGCCAUACCUAAAGCACACUUUACCUGGUACAAGAAUUCGAAACUAUUGACGAAUGGCAACGGCGUAGAAAUAAACGGCAAUACACUGAAGAUAACAAAUUUAUCAGCGAAACUCCAUAACGGCAUAUACCAGUGUGUAGCUACCAAUAAGCACGGAAGCAGCUACACUGCAGCACAGCUUCGGGUUGUUGAAUUUAAACCAACUUUCUUCAAGAACCCGGUCACUCCCAUUCAGACUGUGUGCCGUGGAACAAAUACGACUAUUAUGUGCCGACCGGAAGCUGCACCGUAUCCAAACUUUACCUGGACAAAGAACGGCCAAGAGAUUACAGACAUUGAAAACAAGGUUACUAUACUUCCCAACGGCAAUCUGAUAUUACACAAUAUUCAAGACGAUGAUGCUGGUAUCUAUACAUGCGCUGCAACCAACCCAUUAGGGACAGCAUCAAGUUCCGGAAAUCUGACAGUUGUUGGACGCAGUGCCAUUCCUAUCGGUCCAAGAGCCAGUCAAGUUCUGUUGAAUGAAACAGCAUUCUUGUAUUGCCAAGGAUCUGUGGUUCCGUUCAUGGACCAUGUUUACAAGUGGCUCUUUAAUAAUCAACCGAUUGCAGUCGACAAAGAUCCCCAUUAUUCUAUGGCCACCUCUGAUAGAGACCAACGUUCUGGAUUAUACAUCAGAUCUGCACAGUUUAGACACAGCGGAAUAUAUACUUGUAUUCUUGAGACUCCAGUUGACUCCGUUGAGUCUUCAGCAAUGCUUUAUGUCAAAGGACCUCCAGGCCCCGUCGCAGGCGUGUAUGCGCUACAACUACCUGGGAUAGAAAGAGGAUUCCAAGUAAUAUGGACUGACGGCGACUCUCAUAUGGCACCUAUACAGUUCUUUACCAUUUUAGCGGCCAAUAAUUACCACCGGAAUUACGUUCCUAUUGUCGAAAAUAUACCCUAUCAAAAUACACUGCUCUCAACCAAAUACCCGCGCUCCUUUAUAGUUGAAAAGCUGUACCCAGGCCUACAGUAUUCGUUUAAAGUUCAAGCAACCAAUUAUUUUGGCAGAGGCCCAGUGAGUUUACCAUCAGUGUAUUACUCUGUGCCUGAAGAUUCUCCUGACAAGGCUCCUGAUGAGGUCGGUGGUGGUGGAGGAUCAGUCGGGACUCUGAAGAUAACGUGGACAAAACUUGAGCCUAAAGACCAAGGAGGAAGUGGCAUUGGCUAUAUGGUAUACUGGAGGGAAAAGUUCGAUUCUCCGUGGUUAUUUACAAAAAUCGAAGGCAAUAUGAAUGAAUUUUCCGCCUAUGUCGGCCGCAGUAAAUUUUACACUAAAUACGAAGUUCAAGUUCAGGCAUUCAAUAAUAUCGGACCAGGGCCAAACUCUUCGAUUGUGACCAUUUAUUCGGCAGAAGAUUUACCUGUAGCAGUCCCUGAAGAAAUUGGAGGGUCUGGAUAUAAUGAAUCGGCAAUUAAUGUCACAUGGAGUCCGGUACCCGAAAAUCGAGAAACGGUGAAAGGCAAAGUGCUGGGGUAUAUUAUCACCUACUGGAACAGAUGGGAAGCUGACCCCUUAGUGACCGGGGUUUCAUAUCCUGGUCAAAGAAGUUGGGGCCUAAUAACUGGCCUCAGGUAUUUUGAUUCCGAUCAUUUCAUGUACGUCCAGGUAUACAACAGCGCCGGGCCUGGCCCGCCAAGCAGAAGGGCAACUAUUACAACUAAAGGUGAAGCCCCACUUUUAUACCCACGGAUUAUUCGAGUCAAAAGCCACGGACCUGACACCGUUAAGGUCACUUGGAGAGGAAUAUCAACUGGGAACACCGAGGAAGCUUUGAAAGGUUACAAGGUUCGAGUGUGGGCACUGAACAAUGACAUCAGAACAGCACGUGACUACUUAAUGCCACGUGAUACAAAUUUGGGUAUAAUUAACGGUAUACGUAAGGGUGUCCUCUACAAUCUAAGAGUGCUUGGUUACAGUAACGGAGGGGACGGAAAGCUAAGCCCCAUGGUCGUUUUCACACUGGUACCAAGUCAAAGAAUGAACAUUGGUGACAUUGUGAAAAGAUUCUACUUGGCUUACUUAAAGAUUAAAGUUGGCGAUCUGGAUAAAUCGUGGGCCCACACAAUGAUCUACCUUCACUGCAAGGUAAAAUGUGAAGUAGAUAUAAAUCAUGAGCAUAACAGUGAUAUAGACUUUGUAGAAACAUCAACCAAAGAACGUGAAAACUUCAACCAGACAGAGCUUAAUGAUUUAGUUAGAGACCCAGGACUGUCAAAAGUGUUAUCAGGACUGUUAGCUUCUAGGCUUGAAGAGAAGAAUUUGUUACAGAAAGAAACAAACGUGACUUUUUUUUAUCAGAACAAGGAAAAAGAUCUCUUGACAUUCUUUACAAUUGGAAGAGAUUUUGUUUACUGCUGUGACGUGGCAGGACUGUUAAACAUGAUGGGUGUUGAACAGUAUGAUCUUAGUUAA